AUGCGUGCAGCCGUAUUCAUAAAUAUCUUAUCCUCGGGCCUCGGGAAACGAUCCCGCCCGACAGUAAAGGCGACUGCUGCUGGGAGUGCUACCAACCUUCACACUGGCCGCUUGUUCCCCUGGGAUCUUAUCGCUGGUACCAAAUUCCUCACCGACUCUGGUGCCGAGGUUAGCGUGAUCCCGCCAACACCGGCCGACCGCAAACAAUGCAGCACAUCGUGUUUUACUGCUACCAAUAAUUCCAGCAUCCCUACCUUUGGUCAGCGCUCCAUUAUGCUUUAUUUGGGCCUUCGACGGACUUUUCGAUGGGUUUUCGCCGACGUCUCUGUCGCUCUCAUCGGUGCUGAUUUUCUAACUCAUUUCGACCUGCUAGUCGAUCUGAAAAAUCGCCGACUCGUUGACAGCGUGAUGACCCUCUUUCUUCGGGAUGCCCUCUUCCCACCGCAGCUGGUACCAUCUCUUGUGACAUUUCCACUGGACACGAACGUCCCUUUGUCCCAGCAACUUUAG
Messenger RNA from Dibothriocephalus latus, 510 nucleotides. Lineage: Eukaryota; Metazoa; Platyhelminthes; Cestoda; Diphyllobothriidea; Diphyllobothriidae. The record is from the annotation of a GenBank genome assembly.